Gossypium arboreum is the source of this 3082-nucleotide messenger RNA. Its product is annotated as receptor-like protein EIX2. Gene Ontology annotation, molecular function: protein binding. The record is from RefSeq and is a predicted model, not a curated record. The transcript is spliced from 2 exons. The coding region runs from base 1 to 2787 and encodes 928 amino acids. Lineage: Eukaryota; Viridiplantae; Streptophyta; Magnoliopsida; Malvales; Malvaceae.
AUGUCAAGUAUGAGGUCUCAUAAACUUGUUUUAUUUUUUGCACUAUCUUGUCUUCUUCUUCAGGAGAAAUGCACCUAUGCUAGCCAGUGCAACGAGAGUGAGAGAAGAGCGCUACUUGAAUUUAAGCACAGCCUUCAAGCUAUGGAUUUUUCAGGCGACGACGCCCUUUCUUCAUGGAUAAGUGAGGAGUGCUGUCUUUGGGUUGGCGUCAAUUGCAACAGCCAUACAGGAUAUGUUGAAAUGCUCGAUUUUAGCGAUCAGUUAUGGGUUGUAGCAGGUACAAUUAGCCCUUCACUCCUUAAACUACAUCACUUGACUUCUUUAUAUUUCAACGGGAAUGAUUUUAAUGGAAGUCUCAUCCCAGAGUUUUUAAUUUCUUUGAAAAAAUUGAAAUUACUGGAUCUCUCUAAUGCUAAUUUUAGAGGUCCAAUUCCUUCUCUACUUGGAAAUCUAUCAAUGGUAGAGACUCUUAGAUUGGGUGGCAACGGUGAAGGCGUGACCUUUCGCCAUAAGUUCAAAAAAAUGUAUAGUGUUGGAAAACUUGAGUGGCUUUCCCAUCUUUCUCGUUUGAAACAGGUUGAUCUCAGUUUCACUAACCUGAGCAAUGCCAAGGAUUGGUCUCAAAUCAUUAGCCAUCUUCCGUUGCUUCAAGAACUAAGUUUGAGAGAUUGUGAUCUUCCAAGCAUCUCAUCUUCUUCUGUUUCCCUUACCAACUCUUCUACAUCUCUCAUCACUCUCGAUCUCUCUGAUAAUAAGCUCCCUUCUUCUGCCAUAUAUCCAUGGCUGUUUAAUGUUAGUCGCAACCUUGUUUCCCUUAAUCUCUCAAGUAACCAGUUGAAAGGUCCAAUUCCAGAAGCUUUAGGGAACAUGAUGGCUAUUCAAGAACUUUAUUUGAGUGAUAAUCUUUUGAUAUUAGCUGAGAGUCAAGUUAGGGGAGAUUCCGUGUUGAAUGAAAUCGGAAAACUACCAGAUUUUAUGGCUCUAGAUCUUGGGUACAGCCUUUUAAAUGGAUCCAUAAGCAAAAGUAUUGGACAACUUUCCAACUUGCGAGUCUUGCGGCUUGCAGGGAAUUCUUUUGAUGGUGAUGUAAUUUCCGAAGCUCAUUUCUCAAAUUUCACCUACUUACAGAAGUUGGAUUUAUCCUCCACUUCUUUGACUUUGAAAUUCAACUCCGGAUGGAUUCCUCCUUUUAAACUGGGUCAAAUAAUGCUUUGCUCUUGCAAGUUAGGGCCUCAUUUCCCAGAUUGGAUUCGGACGCAAAUGGACGUCCUAACCCCUGACCUUGAUAUUUCUUCUGUAGAAUACCUUGAUAUUUCUGCUUCAGGAAUUUCAGAUUCUCUUCCCUACUGGUUUUGGGGCUCAUUUCAAGGAUUAAAGUACAUAAACAUGUCUUUCAAUCAGAUCAGUAGUACUUUCCCAAGUAACUCUAUCCACAUAAGCCAUCUAGAUCUAAGCUCUAAUAAUUUCUCAGGACCAUUGCCACAUUUUUCUUUAGACUUUAUGGAUAUGGGGACCAUUAACCUUUCCAAAAACAAGUUUACUGGUUCAGGCUCUCCAAUUUGCAAUAUUACCAAUAAAGGUGUUUUGGCAUUACUUGAUCUCUCAAAUAAUUUAUUUUCUGGAGUGGUUCCCGACUGUUUUGAAAGUUUCCUGUCUUUAACAGCUUUGAAUUUGGCUGAUAAUAGUUUCUCGGGCUCGCUUCCAAGCUCCUUAGGAUCUUUGACUUCUCUUGAAAUGCUCAGUUUACGUGGUAAUAAAUUCUCAGGAGAAUUACCUUCAUCUUUACAGAAUUGUACCGAGUUAAAAUUUCUAGACUUGAGUGAUAAUGAAUUAUCAGGAGAAAUACCUAUGUGGAUUGGCCGGAGGCUUUCAUCAUUGGUUUUUCUUAGCCUUCAACGGAAUCAGUUCAGGGGAAGGAUUCCUCAUCAACUUUGUGGAUUGAAAUAUCUACAAAUCUUAGACCUAUCUGUAAAUAAAAUUUCUGAUACUAUACCACCAUGCCUCAAUAAUUUCACUUCCAUGGCAGAAAAAGUGAGUUUAGAUCGAAGAAUUGAGCAUCACCUCUCAGAUGUAGGGUCUUCUCAAUGGUUCGCUCAGGUUCAGGUUAGGUAUGUUGAUGAGGCAUUGCUUACAUGGAAAGGAAAAAAGCAAAGCUAUCCACAACUUGGACUGCUACUAGCCAUUGAUCUCUCUUGUAACAAAUUAAGAGGAGAGAUUCCUGAAGAAUUAAGUAGUCUUCAAGAACUGGUUGCAUUGAACUUGUCAAGAAACCUUUUUAACGGAAAAAUUAUUCAAAAUAUUGGGCAUCUAAGACAAGUAGAGGUGCUUGACCUGUCAAGAAACAAGUUUUCAGGAAACAUCCCUACGAGCUUGUCCGAAUUAACAUUUCUAAGUACCUUGGACUUGUCUUACAAUGAGUUGUCUGGAAAAAUUCCAACCAGCACUCAACUACAGAGCUUUGAUCCUUCAUCAUUUUCCCAUAAUAGAGGACUUUGUGGUCCUCCGAUUUCACCGAAUUGCUCAAUGGUGGAACCACCUCCUGGUAAGCCUGCAGUAGGAGGUGAAGAAGAUUAUGACGAGUUCAUGAAACGGUUUUACACUGGCAUGGGACUUGGAUUUGCAAUGGCUUUUUGGGGGUUUUGCAGUGUUGUGUUCUUCAAGCGUUCAUGGAGGCAUUCAUAUUUUCGUUACUUGGAUCAUGCAAAGGAUUGGGUUUAUGUUUCAGUUGUUCUGCUGAAAACAAGAUUAGUGAGUAGAAUUAGAGCUCUUUCAACUAGGUCUGAUUAGAACUGCAACUGAAGGUGAUUUUCCUGCACGAGAGAAGAUCUUAAUAAAAAAAUCAUAAAUUAAUAAAUGUUUGUCUUUUUAUGAUUUCCAAUUUCUAUAUAUCAAGAAGUGAUUUGUGACCACUUUUUGACUUCCUUGUAAUAUGUUUGUCUUAUAUUUGGUUUGUAUAUUUCUUUUCUUGUAAUAAGAAGGAAAAUUAUAUUGAUUGGAAAAAACAUAUCAAAGUUAUAACAUUAGUUUGUAUAAAAUAUUGAAAAUCUUCUUUAUUUUUAGGCUUAAAUUAUAAAUUGGUAUU